Molecule: messenger RNA, 551 nt
Organism: Drosophila bipectinata
Lineage: Eukaryota; Metazoa; Arthropoda; Insecta; Diptera; Drosophilidae
Gene: l(3)neo43
Product: cytochrome c oxidase assembly protein COX16 homolog l(3)neo43
Biological process (GO): mitochondrial respiratory chain complex IV assembly
Cellular component (GO): mitochondrial inner membrane
Source: RefSeq, a predicted model, not a curated record
AAAGCUCACCCAAAUAGAGAAAUUCAAAAUGCCGUUAAGCAGCUGAUUGCUGUUAUCGAUAUACAAUUGGUACAAGAAUUACUUCAGCCCUGCCUGUCAGUUGUAGAGCUGCCUACACUAACCGGUGGAAAUUUCAUAACAAUGUCGUUUAUUGACAAGUUAAACUACUACAGCAAACGAAAAUCCUUCAAGUAUGGAAUUCCCUUUCUGCUUAUGAUGGUAGCCGGAUCCUUUGGACUGCAACAGUUCUCCAAUCUUAGGUAUCAGUACGCCAAAAAGCAACCUGUAACGCCGGAAGAAAUGAAGAAGUACGGCGUGAGCAUGAAAAAGCGUCAGGAAGUAACUCUGGAGACGGAAUACGACAAAAUUCAGUCAGUGGACAUCGAAAACUGGGAAAACAAACGCGGACCACGUCCAUGGGAAGAAGAAGGGUUGUCGACUCCGGCAAAGCAUUAGAUAAAAUGUACUUUAGGAAAAAACACUUGUUAUAGAAAGGGGCAGACAAAUUGUUGUACAUAAUUAAUAAAUUUUAACAUUUUUAUAAACGUCAA